This is a messenger RNA of Alnus glutinosa, 2195 nucleotides long. RefSeq lists its product as uncharacterized. Bases 286 to 1563 code for a protein of 425 amino acids. NCBI's taxonomy places the organism in Eukaryota, Viridiplantae, Streptophyta, Magnoliopsida, Fagales, Betulaceae. The record is from RefSeq and is a predicted model, not a curated record. The transcript has 2 exons.
CCUCAGUAGCCACGAGCACUGCCUGCGGGCUGCGUCAAACAAGGUUGUAGUAGUAAGCAAGUUUCACAUCUUCAUAUCCUUUUCGUUAUGCGUUCUUUAUCUUACUUUCUCUUCCUUUAAAUAAUUGUUGCUAGGGGUGACUGGUUUUUUUGUAAGAUAUUAUGUCUAAAACGUGUUCGAUGAAUGGUCGAAACGAAGUUCUAGCUCUUAUAGGUUGAAGCUGGAUUUGGGUUUUGGUCCUAAAGGCUGUUUUUACUAUAUAUAAAGGACGUGGUCUGGAUCAUAAUGGUGUACAAAUAUUUACAGAAGGUUGUCCAUGGUGCAAAGUGUUUAGAAACCAAGCAAAAUGGAGCUUUGUAUGUGAAUGUCAUGCUAUAUCACUGUUCAGAAGUAUCCCAUUCCCAUCAAGAGCCUUUAAAUUGUGAAUGGUAUGAGAAGACAUUCCCAAAGGUAGCGAAAUUGAGCCACUUGUUGAGAAAUGUGGAUUGGGUUGAUGGAGGGCUGGUUGAUGUCAGUGAUAAUUCGAUUUUCUUUAAUGGCCAAAUUGAACAAAAAUUGAAAACUUUCAAGUCCCUGGCCAGGAUCUUUAUUGGGUCUCCUUCAGUUCAGCAAACGGUUCAGAAAAAUGUGAUGGCCUUUUCGGCCGCGAGUACCAACUGCACCCCGUUUGUUUGUUUCAGUUCACCGAGUGAAAGAGAGCCUAUGAUUGUGAAUUCACUUAACCAUGUGUCCAACUUUCUGAACGUUUCCGCACAGCAAAGAAAGCUGGUUCGUUUUACGGUAAGCCCCCAGGUCACCCAACAGCGGAUAUGGACAGGUGCACUUGAGGAGAUCCUAAAUGGAUUGAAAUAUGAGUUGGAUGUGUUAAAUUGUCGAUGCUCUAGCAAAGGGAUCAAGAUGGGUCAGCAGAUAGUUUCUAGCUGUCUAAAAUUCUUGGCUGACACAGCCAUUUCCUCUGACCAUGACUCCACUUCAUGGAUGCGGCUUGCGCCUGUAAAAGUUGUUGACUCGUCUGCUUCACAUAAGUGGGAAGAUGUCCUUGAGAUGUUCAAUGACCUCAUUGGGUGUUUGAAAAGUGAAAGGGACUUGUGUUUUCUUGUGGCGAAGCUUGAGAUCAUGAAAGAGGGAUUGUCUCAAAUCAGGGAUGUAUUGAUUGAUAAAAGUAUUGGAUACAAGGAAGCUCGACAUCAAGAAAGCCUAGUACAGAAGAAGCUCUCUAAGACAUUGGGUCACUCAUCCAAGUGCUUGUUUACACUACUAUUAUACUACCUCUAUGGACACGUUAGAGAUAUUGAAGUGGAUUUAUGUGGUGGAAUUUAUAGCAUUGGUGAGAAUAGGUUUUGCUUAUGCAUGGGAAGAAUUUUGACUACAAAAGAGGAUAAUAUUGUCUGGAGUGGGGUGAGGCAGCUGGACAGGGCUCUUGGACUUUACAAAUUUGUGUGGGAAGCCGCAGGGAUGAAAGGAAUUCUGGAGCUGCAAGGUCAUUUAUGGUGUGUUGGGGCUGAGGGCAGGAUGCUUACAUAUAGAGGAAAUAUGUUCUUUGUACAUGGGAUCAGUGUUUGACUAAAAAUUGCCUAAUCAAGUAUGUUCAAAUUUUGAAAGCUAUUUGAUGGUGAUUAUACACUACAUGCAAGUCACUUCCAGAAAAACAGAAAAAGAAAAAAGAAGAAAAUGAUGGAAACAAGAUCAAGGGGACAAGGAAAGAAGAGAUUGUUGCACCUGGACACGGUUUAAGUCGUAUCAAAUAAAAACCAGUAUAGUUGCUGCCGUUUAGUUAUUUUAGAUAAACACAAAGUUUGCUCCCAUUUAGUAAAGUUGUGAAGGACAGUAGUUUAUGUUAGAUGAUUGAGUGAAAAUUUAUUGCCGUUAUGUUAUUCUGAAUCUGCCCUCUCUUUCCUCGAGUGGUUCAACUUGUACCAGCUACAGAGUGUUGUACAGGGUUUCCUCAUAUCAGGUUUCCGCAAAAGAAAUGGUACUGGGUUUCCUCAUAAUCUGCCCUCGGUCCUUAGAGGAGGGAUGCUAAAGUUUUUUAAGGGUGAUGGAGCUCAAUCGUAGUCGUCAUUAAUUUUUGGUGGAGGUGGAGUUGGUGUUGCAGCCUAUUGAUGGUUUUGACUGAAAAAAACUAAGCUUGUUCUGUGGUAUUAUGAUAUGAUACUAUUGUGCAGAGAAACAAAAACAAAAUCAUAACUGCGAAA